This is a messenger RNA of Alternaria atra, 2142 nucleotides long. RefSeq lists its product as uncharacterized. Gene Ontology annotation, molecular function: ferric-chelate reductase activity. Bases 1 to 2142 code for a protein of 713 amino acids. The record is from RefSeq and is a predicted model, not a curated record. The transcript has a single exon. Gene Ontology annotation, biological process: iron ion transport; intracellular iron ion homeostasis; copper ion import. Lineage: Eukaryota; Fungi; Ascomycota; Dothideomycetes; Pleosporales; Pleosporaceae. Gene Ontology annotation, cellular component: plasma membrane.
AUGAGUCACAAUCACAUGUCGAUGGGCUCUAUGGGCAUGUUGCCCGCCCUCACAGAAUGGCCAGAUUUCUACUACGCAGUAGUGGGGGCCGCAGUGGGCAUCGCAACAAUCUGCAACGCCUACAGCUACGUGCUCUACCGCCAAAGACUGCUCGCGGUAAGAGGAGGUUCACGCACACCUGCAAAACCGAGGUCAUGGUUCGCUCUCGGGAACGCGACAGUCUUCGCCUUAAUGCGCGAGGCAUCCAACUUUUCCAUCCGUAUACCACUAAAGGGUCGCAUACUCAGACUACCAACCGUCGGGCGAUCAUCAUUGGUUGCAGCAAACAUAGUUGUGCUGGUCGUUCUAUGUUUGUACGGCUUCGAUGUUACGGACCAAUUCAGUAUGGAAAACAUUGGCUUCCGAUGUGGUGUCGUUACGAUCGCCCAACUACCCAUCAUCAUCCUGCUAGCGGGUAAAAAUAAUAUUAUUGGGUGUCUCAGUGGUGUUAGCUACGAACGUCUGAAUUGGUUACACCGAUGGUGCGCUCGAUGUAUGCUCCUUACAGCUACCAUGCACAUGGGGUACUUUUUCAGUGCGUGGGCUCCGUACGACUACAUCGGCUACCAACUCAAGAAUAACAAGAUUGUCUGGAAGGGCCUUGUCGCUUGGUGCACGCUGGCGUGGAUCGUCUUCAGUUCUAUGACACCUAUCCGAGGAUGGAACUACGAGAUAUUCGUCAUCCAACACAUCGUUUCUUUUGCGGUGUUUCUUGGGUUCGUCUACAUUCAUACCCCUAUUGAAAUGAACGGUUACGUAUGGGCAUCCGUUGCCAUUUUCCUGUUCGACCGCGCCUUCCGCGCGCUGCGAUUACUAUAUAUCAACACGUCACUCUUCCAUCCUUCGUUAAAGAAGCGGGGCCAAACAAAUGGCCUUUGGGCAUGCAAGGCUGAAUUCACACCUCUUCCGCACAACACCACACGAAUCGUUAUCCCCAAUCCUCCCAUCAGCUGGACUCCUGGGCAGCAUGUGUACCUAUCCUGUCAUUCCGUAGUGCCACUACAAAGUCACCCGUUUACCGUUGCAUCAAUCCCGGAAGAUGGAAAGAUGGAGUUUUACAUCAAGGCCGAAAAGGGAGGUACAAAACGAUUCUUUAGACAUGCGGAAAAAUCCGGUAGUCUCUCUGGAGCAACUACAAAGGCCAGAACAGUGGCCAUAGAAGGUCCAUACGGCACUUUGAGACCACUUCGCCAAUUUGACAGUGUAGUUCUUCUUGCAGGGAGUACUGGCGGGACUUUUACCCUCCCGCUCCUCCGUGAUCUCCUUCAAGGCUGGAAAGAGAAUGCUCGUGGCAAUGUGGGCAACGCCACUUCAUUCUUCAAAACGCCAACAGGUGCGGCCACGCGGCAUAUUCGCUUCGCAUGGGUCGUCAAGAGUAGAGGCCAGCUAAGUUGGUUCGCCGAACAACUUUCGUCGGUCUACACCGAAUUUCGAACGCUACAAGAAACACUUCGCGACAUCAAAUUGGAAAUGACGGUCUACAUCACUUGCGAUGAAUCUUUCACCGAAGAGCACAAUUCCUUGCUCUCAGGCAUAACUGCACCCAACGCGAACACGGCGCGGCAAAACGAUCCCAAGCACGGUGCAGUACAAUAUAGAUCGCUCCCGCAGAGAACCGCAUUGAACAGCGAGACGAAAUCGGAGAAAGUAGCAUUCCAAGAAGUCGCAUCUCUCGACUCUGAAAGCCUUGAUAUCCAACAAACAUCCUGUGGUCCAAACGGCACAUGCUGCUGCCGCGCCGCCAUCGAUGAAUCAGAUUCUCCUUCAGCCGGUAAAGCAGUAUGCUGUUGUUCGAAACCCAAAGCCAAUGCUUCAUCUCGUCCUACUUCCCUCGUACCUUCCAUCCCUUCUUCUCAUGAGCAAAGCAAGAGAGUCGUCGUGCAUCCUGCGAUAGCAGUAUAUUCUGGCCGACCAAAAACACGCGAUAUCAUACGCAGGUCAUUGGAACAGGCACUGGGAGAAAGUGCAGUGGUGGUAUGUGGACCGCAGGGAUUAGUGGCGGAUGUGAAGCACGAUGUUGUUUGCUUGAGUGAUGAGAGGGCAGUGCAUAAAGGGACUGGAGCGCAGGGUAUAUAUUUGCAUACUGAAAGCUUCGGAUGGUGA